Molecule: messenger RNA, 4665 nt
Organism: Mirounga angustirostris (Northern elephant seal)
Lineage: Eukaryota; Metazoa; Chordata; Mammalia; Carnivora; Phocidae
Gene: SLC35F4
Product: solute carrier family 35 member F4
Cellular component (GO): membrane
Source: RefSeq, a predicted model, not a curated record
GUGGCGAUCGCCCUGUCCAGGGCCAGCCUGACAUUCACGAGCUCCUGCUACUUGCACAGCUGCUGUGCCAAGUCCUGCUCAACUUGCUGUGUCCUUACUGCCCCCCACCCGUGCUGCCUGGCAAUCAGCGAGGGCCGCCUCCAUCCAAGCCCUCUGGCCUUUGACGGCCUGGACCUCAGCGGGGAGUCAGCUGAUGUUGUGGUUCACCUCAGAAAUCUCCCUCUGGUGCGUCGGAGGUCAUUGGCAUGCUUCCCAGCCGAGUUCUGCAGCUCCUACUACUUGAUCUGGGACAGCCCUCAGUCUCCGCCCGGCUGCGGCUGGCCAUCUCCUGGUACCGGACCUUGAGCUCGCGAUGAUGCCCUCUGGUCCAGGGAGCGGCUGCUGUCCAUGGAGAGGCCCGUGGAGGUGUCGGAGAUCUGUGGCCGACUCCAGCUCUGCCUCAUUCGCGUGAGCUUCACCCACAGCCUUCUUGAUGGCGACAGAUGCAUUCUCCAUCUCUGCACACUCUUCGGUCUCUUCCUCGUAUUUAUUCUGAAGUCCUGCGCCAGCCCCUGCAUAUUGCCCAGUGCCACCUGCAGCUUCGGAGUCUCCUGGACCACGGUGUCCACCUGCCGACAAAGCUUGUUGAGGUAGCUCUGGAGCAUGUUGUCCUUGUUGCUCUGAGCUGUUCCCUGCUGCUGUGGGAGGCUCUCCCUGGUCUCCAGAAUCUCAUUCUGCUGCUCCAGGUUCCACACCUUGUCGCUAAAGGAGGCAAACUUGCUGCUGAGGGAGGGUCUUGACCUGCUCCUUCUCCUGGGUGCACUCGGUCUGGAUGUUGGGGUUCGCCUCCAGCUUAAGAGGACUCAGCAGGCUCUGGUUCACCGAGACACCCCGAAACCCACCGUAGCCACGACCAUACUCAUGCGGGUGUCCAGGCCAUCUUGCAAGCUGCUGCGGCGGCCCACUGGGAAAAGGCUGGGGGGGCAGGAUGCGGGCAGCAGGCCCAUGUGUAUGAGCAGCUGCUGAAGCCCUGGGGGCCUGAGGUGGACACCUCGUAGGACUUCUGGGUCACUCUGAUGGACGUGAUGGAGGCUGGAGCAGAGGUUUGGACACCAGGGCUACCUGUGGUGUUUCAGGUAAGUAAGCACCAUAGCUUGGGGCGAGUGAGGAUAAGAUCUCCAGCUCACUGUUCAGGAUAAUGCUUAGUAGAACCAAAUGUGUCAUUGACCUUUUGUGUUCAUGAGAGAGAAGAGUCAAUGGCAGGGCUCUUCUUAGAAUGAUAUCUCAGAGUCUGGUCUAUUAUCUUCCAAGUCAUCUUGCACUUGCUCACACAGAACCUUACCUGACACUUUGCUUCUCACCUACUUUCCAAAGAGCUUUUCCUAGUUACUCUUUAUUGCUUGGCUUUUCAGGUUGUUUUCUGAGAACCCUACACCUUACACUCUGGGUAGGCAGUUGCUUUACUUUUUUACUUUUUGCUUUGACGUUGCUAAGGGGAUGCCCAAGGCCCUGUCUGCCUACCCCCACCUGCCCUUUCCCGGUUUUGUCACAGUGUUCUCUGGCCACAGAAGUUGGACCAGGUGUCAGUAUAAGACACAACAAGAUCCUUCCUGGAUAGAAACUGGAUUUCUAGCUGUAAGACUGGAGACCUGGGAGCUUCAAACAACCCAAUGUUCUGCAGAGAAAAGCAGAUGGCAGCCAAGUGAGAAGACAUGCUCCAGUACCUGCCGUGAGAGAUGGGGGACUGUUCGCCUACACCAAGCCCCAGGCCCAGGUGUUCCUGAGGUUUAGGGACAUUCUUGGCUGUCCUGUCCCUUGGUUGAUAAGCUCCUAAAAACUCUACAUUUUUGCUUAAACCAGGUCAAGUUUGGAUUUCUAUUAUAUGAAGUCAGAUAUUCUAACUGAUAAAGUACUGCUAAUAGUCAUUUUUGUUUACCUGUUUAUUUUUUGUUAUAAUAGUCUGCAUGUAUUGAGCAUGUUCCGUGGACCAUUUAAUCUGAGCAACACUCCUCAAAGGAUUUUCAAGGCUUGUUUGUACUCAGAAUUCAGCAUCUUAGAGUUGCUCAUCUUAUCAUUGUCUCAUAGCACACUCUUUACCCCUCUGAGUAUUUGCUUCUAUGGUUGCCUCAGACUCUAUUGCUUAUUCCUCAGUGUAGAAUUCUGCCUGGCAAAGUCCUGCUCAUCCUCCAAAGCCAACUUUGAUGUAGCCACUCAUAGAGACUUCUCUGCUCCUGGCAGAAUGAAUCACUCCCUUUCUUCUUGCCCUCCAAUUCACAUUAAGUUAUGCUUAAUUGGUUACAAGUCUGACUCCAAUACUAUGUUGAGAGCUCCGUGCAGGCGUGGACCGUGUAUUCUUCAUUUGUCUAACUCCUGUUCUGGACACAAUACCUGCCCUAGCAUAGGUGUUUAAUAACUACUUGUUGAGUUACAUCAAUUUGGGGAACUGCAGAGCCUAACCAGUGCAAAUGAAGAAAUUAUAUUCUUGUGCCUGGACAAAUAUGAAAAAUGGCACAAGAUGGCCCUGCUGCUAUGGCUCAGGUGAGCAGGUGUCUUUACGGGGGGUGUGGGGGGACCGUCUGGUGUGACUAAUGAGAGACUUCCCACCUAUCACUUAUAAUACACUUUACUCUCAAUACCUAUUGAAUCUGAACACUUUUCACUAACUGAAUUUGCAAUGCCCAGGCACUCACUGUGGCAUAGAAAAUUGAAAAUAGGCAUUUAUUUAUGAUCCUUGACUGCAUCCCAGGUGACGUCCUGAAUAUUAUUUUUGUCAGAGGUGGCUUUAUAGUAAUUGAAGGGUACGCGACCAUGUAGCAUGGGGCAGUGUUUUUGUUUUCCAGGAUUGGAGAUGACUGUUUCAUGGCCCAAGCCCUGAGCAUUGCCUCUGGGCUUGGCUCUGAAGUUUAAAGUUUGCCUUUUUAGGACAAUGAUUUCAAUGUCUCCAGUGGCUCCAGUGGCUCCAGUGGCUCAGCUGCCCUCGGAUCUCGUCCAUAAAUCAACCAGUGUGAGGCAACUGGCAGCAGGAAAGGGUGGAGCCUUAUUGCAUACAGACCAGGAGGUACAGAAGCCAGAAUGUAACAACACUUCAGUGAAAAUGAGGAAGCAAGAGAAAUCACUAGUUUGGCUUACAAAUCCAACACUAAGUUCUCAAACUGCUUUGAACUCUUUUUUCCCAGGUACCUCCAGAUCAUCAGUUACUCGAUGUAAACCAGGGGCCAACUACCCCAGUUCCCACAGUGGUAUCAGUAGACAACUCUCCCCUCUUUCUGUCACUGAAGAUUCUUCUGCUCCUAUUUUUGAACUUCAGAGCCGAGGAUCCUCUGGAGUUUGCGGACACAGAGUCGAAAGGCAGAACAGAUCAGGGGAGGAUGGAACACAGACUCUUCCUGAGAACAGCAGUCAAGAAAACAGAAGCAAGGCUCGCUGCCGGUCCUGCACGUCCAUGGUCCUGAAGGCCGUCUGGGGACUCUUGAUCAUCUUGUCAGUGUCAUCAUCUUGGGUUGGAACCACACAGAUUGUAAAAAUUACUUACAAGAACUUCUACUGUCCAUUUUUCAUGACUUGGUUUUCAACAAACUGGAACAUUAUGUUUUUCCCAGUCUAUUAUUCCGGUCAUCUGGCCACUGCUCAAGAAAAACAAUCUCCGAUGAAAAAAUUCAGGGAAUGCAGUCGGAUUUUUGGUGAAGAUGGUCUGACAUUGAAGCUCUUUCUUAAAAGAACUGCUCCCUUUUCUAUUCUAUGGACUUUGACUAAUUACCUGUAUUUACUGGCUUUAAAGAAGCUGACAGCCACGGAUGUCUCUGCUCUGUUCUGUUGUAACAAAGCCUUUGUCUUCUUGCUGUCGUGGAUCGUGCUGAAAGACAGGUUCAUGGGAGUGAGGAUAGUUGCUGCAAUUAUGGCCAUUACGGGUAUCGUCAUGAUGGCAUAUGCAGAUAAUUUCCACACAGAUUCUAUCAUAGGAGUGGCAUUCGCAGUGGGCUCAGCCUCUACAUCUGCAUUAUAUAAGGUUUUGUUCAAGAUGUUUCUUGGAAGUGCCAACUUCGGUGAAGCAGCACACUUUGUCUCCACAUUGGGUUUCUUCAAUUUGAUCUUCAUCUCUUUCACCCCGAUCAUCCUGUAUUUCACCAAGGUGGAGCACUGGUCCUCAUUUGCAGCUCUGCCAUGGGGCUAUCUCUGUGGGAUGGCCGGGCUGUGGCUGGCCUUCAAUAUCCUGGUGAAUGUCGGCGUGGUGCUGACAUACCCAAUCCUGAUCUCCAUCGGGACAGUGCUCAGCGUUCCUGGAAAUGCAGCUGUGGAUCUCCUGAAGCAGGAGGUGAUAUUCAAUGUCGUCCGCCUGGCUGCUACCAUCAUCAUCUGCAUUGGGUUUCUGCUGAUGCUGUUGCCGGAGGAGUGGGACGAAAUUACCCUGAGAUUCAUCAACAGCCUGAAGGAAAAGAAGAGCGAGGAUCAUGUGGAGGACAUCACUGACCCCAGUGUGCACCUGCGGACCAGAAGCCGGGCCAAUGGGACUGUGUCUAUACCACUGGCUUAACGAGGGACACAUUUUGGAUGCACGUGUAUGUAUAUUCUGUGAAUAUAAUAAAAUUUUCUCACUACCUGUACACUCAAAUGACAGUAUUAACUCUGAAUCUCGAUAAGUCAUAUGUGAAAUAAUGCCAAUGAUAAAAGUUUACAUUUAUACGCUUA